CCAUUUGUUUAUUGAUAUUUGUGUAGCUGUUAAGCAGCGGCAGAAAGGCAGCAGUUAUCUGUUUACCUCCUAGUGUCAGGAGGCCCGUCAGUGAUCACUCACACGCAUCUAAUCCACUUUUGAUGAACUGGGUUAAUAGACUCCCUGUGGUCAUUAUCAAAGAGACUCAUUUCUAUUCAUUUCUCAGCGCACACGACCCUCGCGCACCCACCCCUCAUUACGUGUGUCCUCUCCUCAAUAAAUACAGCUCUUCUGUGCUCUGAAGUGUCAGUUCAUCCUCAAGUGUUCAGCAUGCCCCGUCCACAAGGCUCUUACGCGCAGUUAAUCUGGAAAGAGGCAGAGAGAGCCCGCUCGGACACACAUCCCAGAGCGGCAGAGGGCUGGAGGGAGGAGAGGGCGCAGGGCAGGGCGAGCUGUGACCCGUGCGCUCUCGUCCAGCUCCGGCUCUCCGGACUCGCAUAUCCCAACGAAGACCAGAGCGCCAUCGCUCGAGCCCGGAGACGUCGCAGGCUGGCUGCUAACGCCCGUGAGAGGAGGAGGAUGCUGGGUUUGAACGUGGCCUUUGACCGCCUGAGGAGCGUCAUUCCUAACGUGGAGAGCGACAGGAAGCUGUCCAAGUCUGAGACGCUUCAGAUGGCGCAGAUCUACAUCAGUACUCUGAGCGAGCUGCUGGAGGAAAGAGACUGCGACCCGGAAUUCAGUUACCCGACGUUACCGAUGGGCAUGCAGGAUCAGGUCAUUCUGAAGGGUUCGAUGGAGACAGAAGAGACCAAACCAGAGCAGAAAACUGUUCCCGCCUGUAGGAUAAGAUCAUAUGCUGGGAAUUUCAGGCGUCCCACUUGCUGUGACCCCAAAUCACCAGAACUCUUAGUGGACUCUCACUAUCUGGAGAGGAGCAAUGGAGCAAAAUAACAGUCUCAGUGUUUUUUUAUUUGUAUUAAAAUUGAUUGUUUUUUUUGUUUUUUUUUUUAAUUACAAAAACUGUUUUUGGACAUUUUGUAGUAAAAUAUAAAUAUUCUGUAAUUAAUGAUAUAUUUCGCCUUUUAUGCUACACAAAUAAAUAUUUUCAGAGGAAAAAGC
Molecule: messenger RNA, 1080 nt
Organism: Megalobrama amblycephala (Wuchang bream)
Lineage: Eukaryota; Metazoa; Chordata; Actinopteri; Cypriniformes; Xenocyprididae
Gene: atoh1c
Product: atonal bHLH transcription factor 1c
Exons: 1
Coding region: 292-912 (206 amino acids)
Molecular function (GO): protein dimerization activity
Source: RefSeq, a predicted model, not a curated record